AGUCGGUUUGUUGUAUGGGCGCAAAAUCCGCUCUGUGUGUCUCCCUCCAGAGAGGAAGCUAACACGCUCUAGCUCAGCUUCUCAACAACAACAAUGUCCAGUCUUCCACAAAACAACCUGAAGGAGCAGCUGGCGAGGCACAGCACUGCCGCUCAGAGCAAGCUGUCUCUGGGUAAACCUAAACCAGGGGCCUUUUCCUUCAAAAAGAAGUCCUCAUCAGGUACAACCAAUGUGGAAGUCCCAACCAAGGUAAUCAGCUCUAAUGUUUUGGCAAACAGGAAUGUCAAUGUCCCUAAGAGCAGUUUGGUGACUAAAUCUCCUAUGAUAUUUUCAAACAAGCUUGAGAGACCUCAAAAAGCCCAAAUCAACAACUUCUUCAAUGUAAGUUCAAAAGGCAAGUCAGACUCCAUCAGCCCAGCAGGUAACUGUGCUCCUGCUGUUAAGGUGACGACAGCUUCAGCUAAAUCUGACAACCAGUUCACUAGUGGCAACGGAGGAAAUACCACAAGUCUGGAUGCAUCUCUUGGAUUCCCGAUGGAUGACUGGGAUGAUUUUGAUGACUUUGAAACUCCUGUCAAAGCAAAAAAUGACUCAUUCAGUUCAGAAAAAACUGUGAAGGGCACCAAUCCAGUGUCAUCUUUUAGUGAAGAAAAAACAAAAUUCUCUCUUAUGACACCAGAGUUGAGCAACAGUUUUACAAACAAGAACAGUCUUUCCAGAUGUGAACAGUCUCGUAUGGAAACAGAUGAACUGGAGAACAGUGUCUUCAAAGCUGCAGUUUCACCAGGACCUACUUUGAAUCAGGACCCAGCAGAGAUUGAAGUCGAGGAUUCUCCAGUAAAAAGGACCAGAAGACGUUGUCCUCCUCCUCAUGUGACGUCUGUCUUGAGUGAUAGUGAAGACGACAACGAUAAAGUGCUGGAGCCUUUUAAAGGACAGACAGACAAUAAGAACAAAUGGAUUGACCCAAAGGUUGUACAGCUUGAAGACAACUCAGAGCCUGAAGAUGAUCUUGAUUACAUCCCCCCUUCUCCUAUCCCUGAUGAGAUCUCUUAUACGACGUCUGCAAGGGAGACCAGAUCUAAAUCAACCGAUGCUGAAAGCAGAGACAAUCCUGUGCAAUCAAAGGGAGCCAUCACAACUCUUCAUGAACCCUCUAAUCAACACUCAAAAGACAAAACAAAUGAGCAGCUCUUCAGUAUUAUGCAGUCCAUUUGUUCUCUGGUUGAUUGCAUCCCUGAACAUGAACUAAUCGGUCUGUCCUGUGGAGGUGAGCUUUUGCUCAAGAGGGCUCAAAGGAAGAGGAUUCUUGCAACUGGUGGUUUAUUGAGGAUGCAGCAGCCAGACAGCACUGUGAUGUCUGAACCCAGCUUUAAAGAGACAUUUUCUUUUAGCUGUGAUACGCCUGGUGUUAUGUCAUCCAGCGGCUCUGUGCCCGUGGACUCCAAGAGGCUUCUUCAGAUCAGGAGAUCUUCAGUCAUCUCGCUGGACUCUGAUCACUCUGAGCCCUCGCACAGUAAGAACAGCGGGACAAUAUAUUCGGAAGAUCAGAGUAUGCGUAACUCUCCAUCAGCCCACAGCCUCACAAAUCCAUCUUUUAAUUUCUCUAAGAAAACAAGCACAGACCAGGAUGAUUCAGAACUCUUCUUCUCUUCCAAGAACCCAGAGUCUGUUGUUCAGAACAAAUCUAAUACCCCAGCAGCCAGUACAGCGCCAGAAGACAUAGAACUAGAUGACUUUUACAAUGACUACUUUGACAUAGAUGACUUCAAUGACUCAGAUGUCCCCGAUUACUUUGACGAACGCCAAAACUCCAGCACCGUGACUACAACAGUGAAUCAAGCGGGACCAAGCACGUCUUCAUGGGAGAGGAAACCAACAACACCUGCUUCCACACCCAAGCCUCCAAAGAUCUCUUCUCCUGAACCGAACUUCAGAAACCCAGCCCACGAUCGCUUCAGAGGAUUCAACUUCCCCCACUCGCAGGAGAUGAUGAAGAUCUUUCACAAGCGUUUUGGUCUCCAUCAAUUCAGGUUCAAUCAACUAGAAGCAAUUAAUGCAACGAUUCUGGCAGAGGACACGUUUGUUCUGAUGCCCACAGGUGGGGGUAAAAGCCUGUGCUACCAGCUGCCUGCCUGCGUGUUACCAGGAGUCACUGUGGUCAUCUCCCCACUCAAAUCACUCAUCGUAGACCAGAUCCAGAAACUCACUACACUGGAUAUCCCAGCAACAAGCCUGUCUGGCACCAUAAGUGAGAGUGAAGUAGGGAGGAUUUACAUGCAGCUCUCCAGGAAAGACCCCAUCAUUAAACUUCUCUAUGUCACUCCUGAAAAGGUGAGUGCAAGUAACAAGCUGAUCUCGGCCCUGCAGAACCUGUACGAGCGAGGCCUUCUGGUCCGCUUUGUCAUAGAUGAGGCCCAUUGUGUCAGUCAGUGGGGUCACGAUUUCCGCCCAGACUAUAAAAGGUUGCAUGAACUGCGUCAGAAGUUCCCCAACGUGCCGAUGAUGGCGCUGACAGCCACCGCCACCCCCCGCGUUCAGAAAGACAUCCUCAACCAGCUGAAUAUGACUCGGCCGCAAGUGUUCACUAUGAGUUUCAACAGAACAAACCUUAAGUACUCUGUCCUGCCCAAGAAACCCAAAAAGGUUGACGAGGACUGCAUCGGCUGGAUCAAGAAGCACUACCCACGUGACUCUGGCAUCGUGUACUGCCUGUCCCGUAAAGACUGUGACGCCAUGGCUGAGAGUCUGCAGAGAGCACGGAUAUUAGCUCUGGCCUAUCACGCAGGCCUGAGUGACGGUGCCAGAGAAAAUGUGCAGACCAAGUGGAUCAACCAGGACGGCUGCCAGGUCAUCUGUGCCACCAUAGCCUUUGGCAUGGGCAUCGACAAGCCGGAUGUGCGUUAUGUGAUCCACGCCAGUCUGCCCAAGUCAGUGGAGGGUUACUACCAGGAGUCUGGGAGAGCUGGCAGAGAUGGAGAUAUCUCUCACUGUAUCCUCUUCUACUCCUACUCCGACGUCCACCGCAUCAAGAGGAUUAUCAGCAUGGAUCGAGAAGGUAACCGACAGGCCCAGAUGACUCAUAUCGACAACCUCCACAGCAUGGUGCACUUCUGCGAGAACAUGAUGGAGUGCAGAAGAAUUCAGCUGCUCGCGUACUUCGGGGAGCUGAAGUUCAACAAAAGCUACUGUAAGGACCAUGCAGACGUCAGCUGUGACAACUGUGCCAAACCCAACCAAUACAAGAUGAGAAAUGUCACUGAAGAUGUGAAACAGAUUGUGAGGUUCGCCCAGGAGACCUGCGAGAAAGUUGGAUCAAAGUUUGGCAGGACUGCGCAGCAAAACCGACUGACACUGAAUAUGUUGGUGGAUAUCUUUAUAGGGUCUAAAUCUGCCAAGGUACAGUCAGGAAUGUUUGGGAUGGGAGGAGCGUACUCUAGGCAUAACGCUGACCGUCUCUUCAAAAAACUGGUUCUGGACAACGUGCUGAUGGAGGAUCUCUACAUCACAAACGGCGGUCAAGCUGUGUCGUACAUCUCUGCUGGAUCCAAAGCCAUGAACGUGCUGUCUGGACACAUGCAGGUGGAGUUCUAUGAGACCGAGAGUGCGUCCAGCGUCAGGAAACACAAAGCUGCUGUGGCCAAGAACGUCUCCCAGAGAGAGGAGAAGGUGCAGGAGUGCCUGAAGGAGCUGACGGAUCUUUGCAAGCAGCUGGGCAAAGCGUUUGGCAUUCACUAUUACAACAUCUUCUCCACCGCCACUUUGAAAAAGAUAGCUGAGAAGCUUUCCUCAAACCCCGAAAUCCUCCUACAAAUCGAUGGUGUGACGGAGGACAAACUGGAGAAGUAUGGAGCUGAGGUCAUUCAGGUUCUAGACAAAUACUCUGAGUGGCAGCUGCCUGAGGAACAGCCCGACACUGGUGGGGACAUGUGGAUAGACACGGCAGAAGGCCGCGCAUAUGAUGACGAGGAGGAGUCCUCCACCUACUUCGGUAGUCAGUCUGGACAGGGAAAGAAGAGAAAGAAAGCUCCGUUCUUCAAAUAUGCCAAGAAGAGGAAAUCAUAUGGCAACUCUAGUGGCAACUCUAAAGGUCGUGGCUACAGCAGCAAUAAAUCGUGGUCGUCGUCCAGCUCCGGAGGCGGAUCGUAUGCUGCAGGUCAAGGUCGGGGGUCCAGGAGCUCGGCGGGAGACGCGUCAGCAGGCAGGACGCCGGGCUUCCUCAACGUACCGACCCCUCAAACCAACCAGAGACCCUUCUUAAAGCCAAAAUUUUCACACAUGGGCUAGGGACGUCGUCUGGAUCCGACUUUCUAAGACAGCAAACUACUUUUUCCACUACAUUUUCAAACCAGUUGUCGUUGCUUGUAACAUAUUAAUGUUAUAACCCAACUGUUUAUUGAAACUGCUAAAAUUGUAUAUUUGUUCUGUACAGUUAUUGUCCUUCACUUUUUAUGUAAAUGUUAUUUUCUUUUUUUUUUAUAUUAAAGACAAAAUUUAAAUUAA
Messenger RNA from Sebastes umbrosus (honeycomb rockfish), 4503 nucleotides. It is a transcript of the gene blm, whose product is annotated as BLM RecQ like helicase. Gene Ontology annotation, molecular function: DNA binding; four-way junction helicase activity; 3'-5' DNA helicase activity. The transcript has 21 exons. Gene Ontology annotation, cellular component: cytoplasm; chromosome; nucleus. The coding region runs from base 94 to 4287 and encodes 1397 amino acids. NCBI's taxonomy places the organism in Eukaryota, Metazoa, Chordata, Actinopteri, Perciformes, Sebastidae. Gene Ontology annotation, biological process: telomere maintenance; double-strand break repair via homologous recombination; DNA replication. The record is from RefSeq and is a predicted model, not a curated record.